GAGAAGAUGAAUAAUAUAACCGAAUUCAUCCUUAUUGGCUUGACUCAAAAUAUGCAGCUUCAGAUAUUUUCAUUUGUUGUGUUUUUCAUUGUUUAUCUCCUCACCCUGGUUGGCAACAUGCUUAUCAUCGUCACUGUCAGCAGCAGCAGGGCCCUGGGAUCUCCGAUGUACUUCUUUCUCUCUUUCCUGUCUAUGAUUGAUGGCUGCUGCUCCUCAUCCAUGACUCCUAAGAUGCUGGCUGACUCUUUCUCUGUGAGGAAAACCAUUUCUUUCAGUGGAUGUAUGACUCAAGUCUUUGCUGAGCAUUUUUUCGGUGCUGCUGAGAUCAUUCUUCUCACAGUGAUGGCUUAUGAUCGCUAUGUGGCCAUUUGUAAACCCCUGCACUACGCAAUCAUCAUGAACAGAUUUGUGUGUAGCCUCUUGGUGGGAGUGGCCUGGGCUGGAGGUUUUAUUCAUGCAACCAUUCAGAUCCUCUUCAUGGUUUGGCUGCCUUUCUGUGGCCCCAAUGUCAUAGACCACUUUAUGUGUGAUCUGACCCCACUGUUGAAACUUGUCUGCAUGGACACACAUACUCUGGGUCUCUUUGUUGCUGCCAACAGUGGCUUCAUCUGUCUGCUAAACUUUGUACUUCUGAUUAUCUCUUAUAUAGUCAUCUUAAAUGCUCUGAAAUCUCACAGCAAGGAGAGAAGGUACAAAGCCCUCUCCACCUGUGUCUCUCAUAUCACUGUGGUCAUCUUAUUCUUCGUACCUUGCAUAUUUGUGUAUCUGCGCCCAGUAACAACCUUCUCUAUUGAUAAAGCUGCAGCUGUAUUUUAUACAAUGAUAGCUCCUAUGUUAAACCCCUUAAUUUAUACCCUCAGAAAUGCUGAGGUAAAAAAUGCUAUGAGGAAAUUCUUGGGCAAAAGUUGA
Molecule: messenger RNA, 909 nt
Organism: Alexandromys fortis (reed vole)
Lineage: Eukaryota; Metazoa; Chordata; Mammalia; Rodentia; Cricetidae
Product: olfactory receptor 4C12-like
Exons: 1
Coding region: 7-909 (300 amino acids)
Biological process (GO): G protein-coupled receptor signaling pathway
Cellular component (GO): plasma membrane
Molecular function (GO): G protein-coupled receptor activity; olfactory receptor activity
Source: RefSeq, a predicted model, not a curated record